Messenger RNA from Emiliania huxleyi CCMP1516, 491 nucleotides. RefSeq lists its product as hypothetical. The transcript has a single exon. The record is from RefSeq and is a predicted model, not a curated record. NCBI's taxonomy places the organism in Eukaryota, Haptophyta, Isochrysidales, Noelaerhabdaceae. Bases 26 to 292 code for a protein of 88 amino acids.
UCCGGCAAAGGUCGUCGCCGGUGCCAUGAGACCGGAGGAGGCUGCGGUGGCACAGGAGGCGGCGCAGCGGGUGACGCGCGUCUUCGAUCCGAGCCUCGGCGUGUGGCGCAUGGUACGGUCGGGCGGCGAGGUGCUCGAGAGCUGCGUCAGCCGCCAGGAGCAGCGGCAGCUCAUGGCGGCAAAGGCGCGAACGGUCCAGCCGAGCGUGAGUGCAGCGCCCUCCGUCGGACAAGAGUCGUACACAGGGAGAGAUAAGUUUCCGUCGCAGCAUCCGUGGUUUGGGUACAAGUAAGCGCUAUUACGACACGUCACUGACUGUCACUGCUGUGCGUGGCGUGCGCUCUAUCGUGCGAUUUUUCGUCUACCCGCGUCUCUCCCGUGGCCGCGCGUGACGUCUAAGGCGUCUUGUGGGCCGUGCCCCGUGCGUGGGAUCUGGGAUGUGUUCUCGUCAGACGUCACGAACGUGCGUGUUGUAAGACCACGAACACGAC